AUGUGUUACGGUCAUCCACACCACCAUUUGUGUAGCCACCAGUCGGUCAAGUGGCAUUACUGUCCACGAGCAAAGAUCGACGUCACUACGGGACACGCGACCAUAUGUGACAAGACCACAUAUGCCAUCUCACAGCCGUCCAAGGCAGCAUGUCCGCUCAAGAACUGUCACUUCAAGGAGCUUGGCGGCGUCUGGGACUGCUGCCAGUGCAAGCAGGGACCCAACACGUUGGGCUGGUGCACAUUUCCAAAGUGGCCAGGCUAUCAAGAUUGGGUCGAGACGUGUGAUCAUGGGUGCUGCAAGCACUGCACGCGGAGUGAAAGCGCAGGCCCCAUGCCGAUCGACGACUCCAAGAAGAAAACAUCAAAAAAUUCCGGCAGCUCAUCCGGCGGCGCAUCCUCCUCGGCGGCGGGCGGAGAUGUAUACGGCAACUAUUAUGAACAGCAGAGCUAA
This is a messenger RNA of Grosmannia clavigera kw1407, 453 nucleotides long. RefSeq lists its product as uncharacterized. NCBI's taxonomy places the organism in Eukaryota, Fungi, Ascomycota, Sordariomycetes, Ophiostomatales, Ophiostomataceae. The transcript has 2 exons. The record is from RefSeq and is a predicted model, not a curated record. Bases 1 to 453 code for a protein of 150 amino acids.